AUGAACUAUUAUAGAAUAUGGAUAUAUACGUGCAACGCAGUGCUUUUUGUCAGCGUUUUAGGUUUUAUUAUCGUAGCUGGAAAAGUGGUUUUAGUUGACCCUAGAAGCGGCCUUUUGCAAUUAUUGGGUUGCAUCGGAGCACAUAAAUUAAAUGAAAAACUUCUCAACACGUAUUGGUUUCUCCUACUAUUUUUACUUUUUGGCGAUGCGUUUAUCGGAGUCGUUUGGAUUUUUCGUUUUGAUAAAAUUUACACGGAUAUAAGACCCAUACUAAGGCAAAGACUUCAAAUGGAAUAUGGUAUUAAUCAGGAAUUCACCGAGCUUUGGGACACCAUACAAAACGAUUUGCGAUGCUGCGGAGUCGAAGGACCGCAAGAUUUUAACGAAAUUGAUUUAUCAAAAAGAAAGUCUAUAACGAUAGGAAACGAUACGGAAGACCUACAAAAAACAAACAGUUUCGUAGACGAAAGUUUGAAUAGAUUACCGGAAAAUAAACUUUUAGAAAAAAGUGCAAACUUUUUAGUGGAAAGUACAAAAUAUUACACGACCGAUAUUACCGGUUUAGAUGAUAAUUUUACGGACGAUCCUAAUAAUUUUUAUCUCACGACCGCUUCGGCUUCGAACGAAUUAACAACAACAACAACAACAACCAAAGAUUCAAACGCUAAACAAGUACGUCACGUUCCCGAAAGUUGUUGUCGUUUGAUAACAGAAGAAGAACCGGAUAAAAAUACGGAAGAAAAACAAAAAGAACCCCAAAGUAAACCGACCGCCAUUCGACAGAGAUUAGAAAAGAAAAAAAAUAGACAACAGGAAAAUAUAACAUCCAAAAGAAGUCUGACGACGCCCGUUCCCGACGACAUUUGUAACAGUUCGAAAAAUUGUAAAACCUGGAACAAAAGACACGCCAAAGAAAAUAUUCGACAAUUUCGGAGCAGUCAUCUAAGACAAAAUGAAAUCGUAAAUAAAACUCCACAUCAUUUUUCUAUUUCAACAAAUUUCGUCACACAAAGUGAAAAACAAAAUAAAAAUUUUAUACAAUUCAUUAAUAAUAAUAAUAAUAAUAAUAAUAAUAAUUCGACGGGUAGUAAUAUUGAUAUAAUGAACACUUGUGCAAAUAUUAACGGACAUUCUAUAGGGACCGUAUACGGCAUAAGUAAAACGUUACAUUUUUCGGUAGGCUGCGAGGUCAAGCUUAAAGAGUGGAUGCGGGACAGUGCUCAUUUGUUGGGAGUGUUAGGAUAUUGCGUGAUCGCUUUUUUAAAAUUAUGUUUUUUAGGAAUACUUAAAUACGAAAUAAGAGAAAUGAUACAAAAGAUAAAAUUACUGCAAGGAGAACUUCAACCUCCCAUACUUCUUUUAAGCAUGGACAGUCCGGAUGAAAACCCGGAAUCGCAAUCUCCGCAAUCCCCUCACAAUUUAUGCAACCACAUGGACAACGCGAUACAUUUGGGAAAUCCGAACAAAAGCCAAACGAAUUUAUCCACGGACAUUCCCGCGAAAGAAAAACCGGAUCGAAUGAGAGCCAAUUCAUUAGGGAACGCUUUACUCCUUUUACAGCCUCACGAAUCGAGUCAAACGACUCCGGCUCAUCAGAAAAAAAUCAAACACAUGUCUUUACAAAAUCAAAGGCUGUUUUCAAGCACACCCGGAGGAGAUACUGGAAACGAAUCAGACACCAACUCCCAUUGUGCCCUUCUCAUAGACGGUGACGAUGCAUCUCCGAAAAAGAAACAUUCGAGAAUGUCAUCAUCGAACGGCAAUAAUAAUUACGAAUGUCACGAAUUACAGGAUCUACUCGUAAAACGUUCCGCUCAAAUUUGA
Pediculus humanus corporis (human body louse) is the source of this 1824-nucleotide messenger RNA. RefSeq lists its product as uncharacterized. The transcript is spliced from 2 exons. Lineage: Eukaryota; Metazoa; Arthropoda; Insecta; Psocodea; Pediculidae. Gene Ontology annotation, cellular component: membrane. The coding region runs from base 1 to 1824 and encodes 607 amino acids. The record is from RefSeq and is a predicted model, not a curated record.